Messenger RNA from Electrophorus electricus (electric eel), 4973 nucleotides. RefSeq names its product otoancorin (gene otoa). Gene Ontology annotation, biological process: cell-matrix adhesion. Lineage: Eukaryota; Metazoa; Chordata; Actinopteri; Gymnotiformes; Gymnotidae. Gene Ontology annotation, cellular component: cell surface. The record is from RefSeq and is a predicted model, not a curated record.
CUCAUGAGGAGAACACGUUCGGUCAGGUCCACAGCCAACAAGAGAGUAAAGUGGAAUAUACAAUGUCUCCAGUAGGUGGCGCUAUGAGUCUCUUACUUUUUGCUCAGUGGGUCACAGUAAUGUCACAGAACAUGACACCAUCUGCAUUGCCAGAGCACAACCUGGGCUUUCCUCAACUGCCUGAAGACUUUAAAGAGAUGGCCAAACAACUGAUGUUGAAAUGUUCCAAGAAAGGUUACCCUCCCCCCAUGCUGAUGAGCUUCUCGUUUAACAGCUCUUCCACGACACCAUUAAACAGAAUGGGGGUGAACCCCAUCUCUCUUUUCCCUGCACUCCUUUCCUCUCUGCCUCAUCUCUUUGUUUCUGCUCCGCACUCUGCACUGAAGGCCAAUGAAACAGCAGAGCAGGAACUAGCCUUGAACCUCACAGAGAAAAUGUGGAACUGCACAAGUCUGCCACAAAUCAUCAAGCUCAUGAGCAACACCACGGAGAAAUGCCAUUGCUUUAUGCGAGCAUUUGUGGCUCCUCUCUCCUGGGCGGCUGUCCUACAGAACGCUACACAGCUUGACAUGGAGCAGCUCAGGACAUUGCUGUGGGCGGCUAAGCCUUUGCUGGAGACCAUGCCCCCCUCUCCUUUAGUGCUGCCAGCCACAGUACAGAGCUCUCAUCUAGCAGAAAUGAUGAAGUUUUUAUGUGAGGUCUUUAGCUCUCUGUCUGAAGGACAGAGGGAACAGAUCAGGCAGUGGAUGAAACACAGAGUUUUGGAAAAUGAUCCCAGCUGUCAACAAAAUGUCACCCUUUCAGCCACCCCUGUUAACUCCUCGUCUCCUGGAUGCGCUGCUAGAAAGCCUUGGCUGAAGGCGGAGGUGCUAAGGAUGAUGGGACGUUUUGUUUCGCGGCUGACUGAGGAGGAUGUGAACAGCAUCCCGGCCAAUGAGCUGUGUAAGUUCUUCCAGAGCCCCGAAUUCCUGCCCUCAUUCACCAACGUGGGCGAGAUGCAGCCUGUGAAUGGACAGAAUUUCUAUCAACGGCUCAAGCGAGAGUGCUCCAAUGGCAGCCAGACCUUCCUGAACCACCUGGACAGGCUUGGCAGUCUUGCUUGUUUCUAUGACGAUGCCCAGUCCCUAAAUGCCACACUGAGUAAGAAGCUGUUGUACCAGCUGGGGAACUGUGAGAACUCUGGAACUGACAAGAUGAAGAAGGAGCUUGUGAGGAAGAUGAUGUCAGACAGUGAGGCUCCUCCCACCCUGGAACUGCUGCGCUCUCUGGGUGCCAGCGCGUCCAUCCUGCCUGCAGCGAAGCUAGCCAGCGUCAGCUCUGAGGUUCUAAGGGACACCCUGUCUAGUCUGAGCCAGGCUCAGUGGAUGCCCGCUCAGGCCAUGGUGCUGGCCAGAAAGCUCCUAGACAAGGAUAAGGACAUCAAUGGUGAGACGCUGUUGGCAAUGGGCUCCAUGGUCAGAGGGGUAGAAAGUGAACUACUGAAGAGAAUCAACUCACAAGGGCUGCUGCGAAAUCAAGGCCUAAAAAACAUUAGUGAGAAGAUGUCUUCAUUACAAAAAAAGGCUCUGCUUGUGGGGAUGCAAAUCAACGUGAGCAUGCCUGAUUUGGUGAAGCAGCUGCCGGACCCACUCCUUCCCUCUCUCUCUCUCUCCACUCUGGACAAAGCUAACAUAAACUCUGUGGACCAGGUGGAUGGCCGUAGCUGGUCCCGUGCACAGUCUGUUUAUCUUUUGAAGAAGAUUUUUGGUAAAACAAUCAAACCUCAGCAAAUAAGAAGCCUGGGCCAGGCUGUCCAGGGCGUAACCUGUGACAUGGUUGGAAAUGUCAAUCAAAGUGAUGCCUUGGAAAUGGCACAGGCGCUUGCCAAUUUUUCUGACUGGCUGUCUAGGUCACAGGUGCACUGCAUCGCCCACAGCUUGUUCCUGAGCCUGGAGAAGCAGAGGCCUGCCUACUUCACAAACAUCAGUGAUGCAGAGCUCCUGGCCAUUCCUGCCCUGCUGCUGGUCCACCUACCAGCAAAGAUGAUUCAGGGUCUCCCAGAUGCAGUGUGCCCUCAUUUCCUGGAGAAGAUGAGUCAAGCCAACUUUUCCUCCCUGGCCAAUAAUGUAUCAUUACGCGGGGAACUCAGAAACAGAGCUCUCCGCUGCCUGGGGAAGAAUGCCUCAGAACUGUCCCCUGCAGAAGUCUUGUCUCUGGGGCCGGUUAUUUGUGAGCUGGACCCUACCUGGAUCUCCUCUCUGAAACCUUCAGCCAUGAACAGUACUCUGCAGGCCCUGGCAACCUGUGGAUACAUUCCCUACUCUUACAGGGGACCUCUCUUCAAGUUGCUCAUUAGCACCUAUGGGGACCCGUCUGGUUGGUCAGAAGAUGUCAUGAAAUCAUUGGGACCACUUCUCUUAUGGAAUGAUACUGCACUUGAGAUGCUGCCUUCCAAAGCCUGGCUGAAGUCGUACCUGUCGGAUCUGCUGGACCGCAUGCUGGCGCAGGCUGCCGCUCCGACUCCGGAGAAGUUCCGUUUCAAGCCGGACCUUUUGGCACUGCGUCACAAACUUUUCUGGCUAAAAACUGGGCUCAACCAGCAGCGGCGCAGGAGAGAGGUGUCUUCAGGAGUGCAGCCUUCUCUGUCAGAGCCUACUCUGUCGGUCAUUGAGGAUCUGGGGCAGGGGAAUGUAUACUGGAGCCCCACCCAGCUCUUCAACAUGACUGCUCAAACGUUCAAAGACGCCGUCUCCGUGCUCGGAGAGAUACGUAAUUACACUGCCGAACAACUCUCGGUGCUCAAGAAGAAAGCUGUUGAGGUAUGGGGGGAUGUGACUAUGCUGAAUGAGACUCAGAUAGUGGAGCUUGGCUGUGUGUCUCAGGGGUUUAAUGAAAAGCAACUCCAAAACUUGAACAUCACCUCACUGGACACCCUAGAACUUCUGUCAGUGUGCAACUGGAAUCAAACACAGAUGGCAGCCAUCUGGCAGGGUUUUACUGACAAAACUGGACUAAAAAUUCUUAAACUUGGAGCACUUGAGAUGGUGGGUCUGGGCUCCUUUAUUUGUGGACUACAGCCUAACCAGACAGAUCAGCUCAAUACUGGAGAAUUCAAGGAGGCGGUGGGGGAAAUAGGCCGUGUCCUGUGCCCACUGAGUGCUCUGGAGUGUUUGAAGAGAAAAGCUGUCGCUGCAUUUGGUGACCCAAAAGGGUGGGGUGAAGCUGAAGUUAGCACCAUGGGCAACACAAUUGCUGGUCUGACUGCCACUGAGCUGGCCAGUCUGAAGUCAUCUGUCCUGCCCUUCAUCCAGCAGUCUGCCAUCUCCCUCAUCCCUCCUGAGCGCCUGGUGGCACUGUCAGUAAGCCAGCUGAGAGCCUUGGGUCCUGACAAUGCUGCCAUGAUAACUGACACCCAGAGGCAAAGGCUGGCCAUGGACCAGAGAGCUGCUGUAGAUGAGGCAGUGGGACUGGCAAUUCGCAGUGACUCCAUCUCCAGCACAACCUCCCCAAAUGCAAUGCCACAAAAAGGAGGGGCCCCAGAACAAACCAUGUUUGGUAUUGUAACUCUUCUCCAGCCUCUUGCACUGCUGUUGCUAAGAUAUAUUCACUGAUAACAGUGAAAUACUUCCUGAAAACAUCUAUAUCUGAAUUACCAACUAUAAUAGACCUCACUGCUAAUGCAAUAACCUGUUUUAGUUAAUAAUUUAUUUUAUAUUAACUCAAAUGUAUAUAGAAUAUCGCUUGCAAAAAAUACUAUUACUGAAAGUGGUAGUAGGCUGGCCUAUUCCAAUCAAGCAGUUCAUCCUCCUAAUAUUUUAAAUAAAAUAUUCUAUUGAGUUACAUAUUCACUCAGUGGCUAUUAAACUAUUUAAUAUAUUAUAGAGGAGUAUACACUAUAACGAUUACUUGACAGUCUGAAUUUGGCCCACUAUUCAGCAUGUUUACACAUGAAAAUGGAAAAGUACAUAAACACAACCACAUUUUAAGAGACAGGGAAAACACAAUAUUUAUUCUUAUUAUACAAUUGUGUAUGAAGUACAAUUGUUUAAUAUAUAUGAGAAUUUCAGACCUGUAAUUUGAGAAUGGAGAUUGUAAAACACUCAAACCAGAUGAACUAGACAAAACUGCAAUGGAGAAAGCUGAAUAAUAAAAAAGAAUGGUUAGUUACAUUUAUAUGGGAUAUCUUUGUACAUUUCAUGCUGGUACUUUACAUAUAUUGUACAACAUGAAACUUGUUUGAUAAUAUUUUGAGAAACCAAGAGUCCUUCAAGAACUAAAUAGAGAAAUGACUCGAACCAAUUUAGAUUUAGAUACUAGUUUUUGGUAAAAGAGAACAGGUAAUGAUUUUAAGAUCUAUGUUCAAAUCAUACUGAUUAAAAGAGACUUGUAAGUGAAAGCUGUCACAAACCUGGAUAUUCCCACCAUCCAUUCUAGGGCCUGUCAAAUGAAUGACUCUAGAAUGAAUACUGAAAAAAAAAAUGCCUGCAUAUUCAUGUUAGGUCAUCACAUGAGCUACAUGAAGGAGAAGUAAUCUGAGAUUUAUAAUGGGUUAAUUUUGGCAUUUCCAGAUUAAGUAUAAUGCUAAAGAAUGAAGGUGGUAAUUAGUUUAGGCCUCAAUCAGGAGGUUUUGGGAAAUUUAAAAGUGCAUGCAAAUAAUCAGAAUCCAAUGUAAACCUACUCGGAUCACAUUUAUCAAUAAAUCAAUAAAAAAACAAAAAACAGGAGCAUUUUAAAUAAGCCUGAGAUCAGAAUCUGCUGCUAAUUAAAUAAUGGACAUUCUCAAACUUAAAAAAAAAAAAAAAAAAAAAGUAAAGAAGGGUGCCUGAUGCUUUUUCUUAGCUGACCGCAAAGAACAAACAUCUUAACGAAGAUCCUAAUAUAGAGGACCUUCAGCUGCCUAGAAAAGGGGAAAAAAAAACAGAACAGUAUUUCCCCCAUUUCCCAAAAUCUAUUUGGGACUCAUCAUCCAGUUAUAUCCUCUUUAAAAGAAAAGA